Molecule: messenger RNA, 9453 nt
Organism: Pocillopora meandrina
Lineage: Eukaryota; Metazoa; Cnidaria; Anthozoa; Scleractinia; Pocilloporidae
Source: the annotation of a GenBank genome assembly
AUGUGGCUAUUGGCAAAUCUAGCUUCUGCCGAUCUCUGCUUCACAAUCUUAACCAUAUUCAACAGUAUCGCAUUUCUGUGGCAAUGGGUUGGUGGUAACAUCACUUGCAAACUACAAGGAUUCUUAAUUGAAGCAAGUUACACAAGUACAAUCAUCACGCUUUUGACUAUAAGCUACGAAAGACUGAAGGUUACUUCGAAUCCAAUCAACGCUCUAGUAAAAAGAUGGCCAGAGAAACAGUACUUUAAACUUAUCAUAAUUUGGGGUUGCAGCCUACUCGUUUGUUUACCUUUGUUGUUCAUUUACCGGGUGGAAACGCAACAAAAUAGUGUUAUGUGCCUUGCUAGAAAGAGGACGAAUUUUUUCCCACAAAUCUUCUACAGUGUGCAUACAACAAUUUUCUUUGUAGCUCCACUGGUGUAUAUGAUUUACACACAAAGCUGCAUUUUUCGAACCCUACGAGUAGCGUCCAUUCCAACCACGGCCUUCAUUACGCACUCAAAGCAAAGGCAGCGGAAGAUUGCAAAGACACUUUCCGCGCUAACGAUAGCGUUUUUACUCUGCUGGUCUCCGUUUAUGGUUAUUCGAACACUUAUAUACUUUAGCUUAGCGUCGCCUGACUUUGCAUGGAAAAUGUCUCAGCUUUUAAUUUUCCUCAAUUCUGGAUUAGAUCCUUUACUUUACGGCUAUUAUGGAGGACAUCUGACGUCUUGCUUGCGGCCGAGACUUACAUGCUCGUGUCAGUAGCUACUGUGCUUGUGUAGAAGCCGCGCAAUUAUCGACACAUUGUCACGAAAUUUAACUCCCUGGUUCAAUUUACCAUAAACUACCACCCUCCCAAUUAAGAAUGGAGCUAGGGAAACUAUCAAGUAAGACCAAAUGAUUUUAUCGACAAACCAGCUAUUGCCUUUAAUUCAUCUCAUAGUAAAAAGUAUUUGUAAUGGUCUGGAAAGGGCAAUCAUCAAACUAACAGAAUCAAGAGAAUAUAAACUGAGCUCAGUUUAAAAUCUCUUGUUUAUAAUAUACUAACAGAAUACAUGUACAUUUACUUUUAUUACUCAUUAAAUUGUCGUGCUCAUUUUGUUAUUUUAGUUGUUUAAUAUUCUUAAUGAAGACUUCAUUCAAUUUUUCGAUUCAGGCUGGUGUAAAAUGUUUGCGCGAUAAAAUGUUCUCAUACUGUAAUUUUGAUUAUUGAUUUUAUAGAUAUUAAAGAUGCUAAACUUAACUGGGAUCACUAGUUAUUUAUUGGUCAAAGCAACUACGAAUAAAAGAUGAAAAUGUAUUUUAGUUCAAUAGACAAAGAUGAGCCGAUGCAAAGGGAGACAAAGACAGAUAUGAAUUAUCCACCAAAGAGAGUAAUAGGAAUCAUCCCGUCAUAGACAUAAGCUGAUCACCGCGCUCAGUUGUGGUACUCUAUUAAAACGACUUCCCAAAAACUGUGUUUGUUUGUGUUCGUAUGCAUAAGCUGGCAAUUUGAGAUAGUUUCUGGUUGGAGGCACAUGAUCUUCUCUCCCACACCUGAGUUCGAGAUCAGGCAGGCGUCUGCGUCGUUACCGAAAGUGCCCAGUGAGAUCAUCUAUCUAGUUUGAACCCGUCGAAAACGAUGUCUAUUGAGUUUCUCCAAGUUCGCCUAUUCAUCCAUAUGUUUCUUCCUCGUGAAUGCUGCAGGCUCGCCACCUACCCGGUGUUUUGAGGUAUUUGUUUAACACACUGGAUUCACAACAAAGUCCACCAGGUCACGUUUUAAGAACUUCUCUGAAUCAGAGCCUAGGCUGCACUACAGAUAUUGUUCCUUCUUUAAAAACGCUUUGAAGUAUAGACCGCACCAAGUAACUAAUAAAAAUAAACACCUCAAGUUAGUCAUAUUUCAGUAGAGAUGGGAAUAAACUGCCGUAGAACAAUGAUAGAGUCUUUGUUACAUGUUUAGUCCAUGCUAAGUGAUUUUUUUGGGAAAAAAUUCUUAAUAAUUUAGAACCGAAAUAUCAUACGCGCUAUAAGCCUAUUGUUUAUUUGAGAGAUAACCCUUUGUUUUUUGUUUAAAAAAGAAUACGCUUCUCGUUAUUUGUUUACCAGACUGACAAGUCACUCGCAGAAUUAGUGUUUUUUUUUGUGACUCGCUAACUCUGUAAGUCACUCGCCCUCGCUUCGUAAUUUACAAAGUUUUCCUGUGUUUUCCCAAAACUCAAAGAGGCCAGUAAAAAAAAAAAAAAAACACGCUUUAAUUACAUUUUCAAUAAGGGAAAGUAAUACGUGUUAAGACCACUAAAUUUUUUUUUUUCGUUUUAACGAAGCAAUUACCUGCAGGUGGACAGCUUCCUCGUUACCUUGACACCGACCAAAAAUUAUUUUAAAACAAAACAAUUUAUCAUAAUUACAAUGUACAUUCAACCUAAAUAAUAACAUUUUAAGUUUUUUUAACUUGUUGUUCUUAAUGUUACAAGGUAAACGAAUGCUCUCAUGAUAUUCUCAAUCAGAGUAUAAAAGGUAAUCUUGGAACAAUCAAAACGAUAUGUUACUCAGAGAUGUAAAGCCACGAUAAUCUUGGUAACCUUUCACUUCUCCUCCUCAUUACUCCUUUUUUUCACUGUUUUUGUGUUAAAGACGAUCUUCACUUUUAUAAUAAGCCAUAAGACAGCAUAUUAAUUGGUAUGCUUGGUAAAGCCAAAGUUCAAGUGGCUACCAUAUCGAUAUUAACAAUAUUCAGUAUCCUCUUCUAAAUUGUGUCGAAAAAUGUUGAUAGCACCAACGACUAAAAUAUUGUUUUUCUAUGGCAUAAAUUUCAACGAAAUCUAAAUUUUUUUUAAUGCAGUGACCGAAAAAUGAAAAGAAAAACUUGGGUUAAUGAAUCUUUAUAUUCCAUCCAACGGUAAAUUAAUCUGUCCUUCAAUUCAACACUUGCAAUUUGUAGAGGUCAGUGUCCUGAAAAUAUUUUAAAGUUCGCAUUCUAAUUUUCAAAUGUGCAGUGCGAGUACUUUUGAGACAAUCGAAGGAGGCAGGAAUUAAAAAAAAAAUGAAAUGGAAAAAUAUCUCCAUUUUGUCGCUUCACAUCCGCGAUAUCGAUCACAUUUCUUUACGAAAGCUUGGAGCUUAAACCCAGAAAUGUUUUUCAGUGAUGAUUACAACUAGGUGUAGAGUCUGAACAAAUUGAUCUAAUCCGGCCAAAAUUGAAAACUACAAUCUACCAUUGAAGCAAAUGAAAUUUCUUUUCGAUUCACAUAUCGCUUUUUUAUUGCUUUCGAUAGAUUCACCAUCCAUAGUUUUCCGGGUUUGUUUAAAUUGGAAAAGCAAUGAUACAAUACGUAACAUCAUAGCGACGAAGGCUAUUGUUUUGACUCCGUUCUGAAAGUUUCCUUUUUAUUUUUGCGCCCUUCUAAGCGCAAUCCACCAGCAGAUGGCCUUUUCACAAUUCCCCGUAACCUUGAAAAUGAAGUUUUACUGUCAGUCGCUGGACAAUCUCAAGAACAGACAAGCUUUUUUUAAGAUUUAUCCCAAUAAAUGGUUGGCGCUUUAGCUCAACAGUUGCACGUAGGUGUGAAGCUGAAUAAACAUUUUAGCAUUUCAUUUCCUCUAUAAUCUACCCACAACUCAGUUUAUUUUCAGUUCUCUAGUGCACUUCUGUAUCUGCUUAUUUGAAUAUUUGAUCAAAAAACCGAAAUCUUAAAAUUUCAAAUUGUAAAGUGAAUUUGCGAGUUCUAAAGGCCCGCCCGAUCUUCAAAGAUAAAAUAAAAAAGAAAAAAUUCUAAUGAGCAUGCAAAUUUUAAGACAGUAUUUAAUUUGGAUUGUUACAGAAUUGUAAGGGCUGAGCAAACUGAGCAGAAAAAGUAUAAUUACUAAGGGAAACAGCUAGCCGUCAAAUGUUAAAUUUUAUAUUAAUCUGUGAAUGGGAAGAAAACAACUAGUGUGAAUAUAUACAUUUGUACUGUGCUGGGUUCUCUGAGCGACAUAACACUCGGACAUUUAUAUCUGCCAAGGCAGUCAGAACUUUGACUGAACUCGAUUGUGGUCGACAGGUCUUGUGUGAUUCUAGAAUAUUCUUCGUCAAGGCCUCUCUGCCUACUUAAACUAUGACGACAAGUGACGACUUUCCUAUAGCCAUUUUGGUGUCAUUCUCGGUAUUUUACAGUACGUGUUUCAUGCUAUCGACCAUUGGCAAUACUUGGGUGUUGUUACGCUGCUACAAGAAUUUGAAACAAAGAUACUAUCCAUUCAUGUUGCUGUUGACAAAUUUAGCAUCGGCAGAUCUUCUCUUUACUUUCCUAACGAUUUUUAAUGGUAUCGGAUUCUUGGAACAGUGGAUCGGUGGGAACAUUACCUGCAAACUCCAAGGAUUCUUGCUCGAGGCGAGCUACACAACUUCAGUAACUACACUUGUGGCCAUAAGCCACCAAAGACUUCGGGCUCUUGUCGACCCAUUCAGCGUUCGAAUCAGCAGUUGGAGCAAAAUUCAACGCAUAAAACUCAUUUUAAUGUGGACUUCUAGCUUGCUUGUAUGCUCUCCUUUGGUAUAUAUCUAUCGCGUUGAAACAAAUGAAAACAGCGACGUUGUUUGUGUUACGACGACAAGGGGAAAUAGAAUUCCGCAAAUUUUUUACAGCGUUCACACAACAAUAUUCUUUGUUAUACCGAUGUUGUAUAUGAUAAUUACACAGAGCCGCAUUUAUCGGUCUCUGCGAGUUGUGCCUAUAAUCAGAAACUCCUCGUGUUUUAUUUUGCAAUUGAAUAAACGCCACAGGAAGGCUGCCAAGACACUUGUUGCUCUUAGUACAGCGUUUGUGAUAUGUUGGUCCCCGUUCAUGGUCAUACGAACGCUGCUUCAAUUCCACUUGGCGUCCCCUGGUUUAGCUUGGAGGAUGUCUCAGCUUUUAAUCUUUUUCAAUGCUGGGUUAGAUCCUCUGUUGUAUGGUUAUUAUGGAGGAAAUAUGAAGUCUUCCUUGAGGAGAGUUCUAUGUCGCUAAUAGUAAUGAUGGCGCAUGUCAAUACCAUUUGAUAAAAAGGUCAAUUUUCAUCGACGGAUUCCCUUAAUUUUCCUUGUGGCAGGCAACUGAUAUGUUCCAGAGUUCCUGGCCAACAUGCCCUCGAGUCAUGACCAAAUAUUUCGGUCAGGUCGUACAUUGGAUAUAUUCCAGGAUGUUUUUAGCCAAUGUAAAGUUAGGAGCACCGAGAAGAACGACACCGGAACUGUCUGAUUAAAACUUUCAUUGGGAGGAGGAUUUUAAAUUGCAUCAAUUGGUAAAGAUUAAAUGAUUGUCUGGAGAAACUGUGACACCAUCGUAUAUUCCACCGUAGAUGUCAUUUAAGGAGCCUGUUCCAGACGGUAACUUACCACCUUAGAAGCGGGAGAAAUAGCAGGGGAGACAAAGGACGUUUGCGGUUGUCACUGAAAUGGCCCCUAUUUCCUCGUUUCCUCGAAGCAAGAACCAGGACGCAGCAACUGACAGUUUGAUCCACCUUUCUCGGAAAAAAGCUGGUGUAAAAUAAUUUGCACCCUUAGCCAGCAACCUGCAUCAGAGAUCACUUAAGUAAUGCAUUGAACAGUAGUCGAACAGUUUUUCAGACAUUAAAUCAUUAAUCCCUUGAAUGUUAAAGAUUAUAAAUUAUUCAUCCAUUGCCGUCUGUUAUAUUUUAAAUGUAAAUAUACCAAAGACCUCAACCUUUAUACAGGGCUUAUGUUUAUGUGUACAGAGUCUCAAAGAGGUAUUGGCUUUCACGGCUAACAAUUAAGAUUCUGUCCAAUAUGAGUUAAUAACUUUCCAUUGUCGUUACCAAAAAAAUUAUCCUGAAGUUUGUUUUAAGUUGCGGUGAUACGGCUAGAACAAAAGGCAAUAUAAGUCAUUAGCAUGCAUAAGAAGAGAAACAGCUACGACUUAGGUAGCAAACCGAAUUUAAAUUAGAGCACCUGAAAGUUUCAGUAACUGUCUCAAUUGUAGCUGUAGAAAUGAAACUUGAAAUUUGCCAUAAAACUAGCUAUUCGAUUCGGGUUGGAAGAGGCCGAUUCUAUAAGCAGUAGAGAGCAAAGCUCGCAUGUUGUUGACCAAUAAUUUUCUUUUGACGGUAAAAUCCAAAGUGAAUCAACCCUCCUAAAAUAUAAUAUUGUGCUGCUGUCCGAAUGACGAGUGCCUGCCACGAAUUUUGUUUUGAAUAUGGCAAUAUAAACUACCACAAAAACGUUCACGAAAAGGCAAAAUGAUUUUGAGGACAUGCGGAUAUUCUUCGUCGUACAUUAUUUAUCACCGUUGUAUCAGCCAUGGGCGAUCUUUUGAGGGCCAAAGCGACACAGCUGAGGUAGAAAAUUAUGUACAAAAUAAACUCUUUGUCCUUCACAUUUGAAAUUAAAGCUUUGAAAAGCAAUAAAAAAGGCUUUUUGAAAUAGGCGCUACGGAAAACAGUAAAGGCCCUCUUUUUCCUGAUUUUCGCGAAGCGUGGCGUCUGAUUUUUUUUUUUCAGCCAGACGCUUACAUCUUUGUGCAAUGAAAUCGCAGAUGAAUGAACAUGAUAGCGCUGAUUUUAUACAUCAGUGCAACGUUUUCUGAGACAUAAAAUAAUGGAACGUAUAAGUUCGAGAGCACUUCAAUGUUUCACCAAUUGUCUAACUAACCAUACAAUUGGGUGGGAUAAUUCUAAAAUUAUCACCACUAAUCGGCGUUACCACCAGCGCCUUUGUUUGGAGGCUUGGCAUAUUAACUCCGCCCACGCUCCUUUAAAUCGUGACGAUGGCGGUUUGCCUCCUGACGCCUAUUUACACCUCGUCAGAAAAAAGGCCGCUAAUUAGUGAUCAUAUAAAAGGAUCUCUUGUUGCAGUGUUUAGAUCACCCCUGAUGAAGGCACUAGACAGGAGUGUCGAAACGUUGGGUCUAUGAAUUGUAACUUCUUUGGUUACAUUCAUUAAAUCUGUAAACCAGAGUAGCAUCAAACUAUGUCUGUUUUCCAUUUGCAAGAGAAGGCAUUGCCUUUACGGUUGCCAUAUAAUCGAACAACAAGUUCAGUUAACCUUGUCGCUCCUUUUUUUUUUUUUGCGGGGGCUGAUUUCAUGUACUGUUGGAGAGCAGAGCUACUACGCUGUCGGUCAAUUAUUUGUUUGUGACAGAACAUCAAUAAUAAAUCAGCUUGAUGAUGAUAAAGCAAUUCAAGCUAGAUUAAACUGAAAAUGAUUUUGACACAUGUGGUUUUCGACCUUUUUCAUUUUCAAUCAUUGUUGUAUCAGGCGUGAAUGUUCCUUUGAGAUCCAAAAGCUAGAUAGCCUAGGUAGGAAAUUAUAUUCUGCUAAAAUCUUAUCCUUAAUACUUGUAAUUGUAUUUUGGAAAAGCAAGAAGCAAAAAGGCCUUUUUUUAAGGGGCACAGUUUUUUGAGAACAGGAGGGUUCUCUUCCUUUUAAGCCAAAGACUACACAAGUUUUGUAAUCUGAAAUUAUGGAUGAUUUGAUGAUCAGAAAAGUGCUUUGAAAACAUAAUCCUAUACAUUAGUGCAAAGUUGUCGGGUAGCAAAAUUGGAAAAAAGGUGCAAAUUCAUCUUCAUGUUUGUCAAAAACCGAUAUUUAAGAACUGACAAUAGUUAGGGAUCCUUUCGUGAUAUCUCAACUAAAGGCCAAGAAGAUCGAGAACGCAACUAAUUUGCAACAGCUUGAAAUGAAGUCCUAACAACAAAGUUAUGCUGACCGGUAGAUUUCAUGCGAAAUGCCCUUAAAAUUUGCUAGCAUCAAUUGGAUAUGCUAAGUGCAUGUAUUGUUAAGCAAAAUAAGAACCAGGCAUCCAAUUAAUCUGUGUUAAAGUUAGACUGCACCUUUCAAAAUUCUUGUGUUUCUUCUACCGUUACACCGACCACCAGCCCAAUCUCACUUAAUGGGUUGUAAUUUCACUUCGUUUUGCGUGGGGCGCCAUUUUAAGAGACCAUACUCUAAUAUCACACACCCUGCCCAUCAGGUCUGCAGUUUGUAUACUCCUUUUACUGUUGGUUAUAGGUUAAUUAACUCUCUCAUACCGUGCAUCCUUCGAAAUUUAAAUUACCAUCUUCAUUGUAAUUUUAUCUUUACUGCCAAAGUAAUUUAAAAACAGAUUGUCGAUCAUUCUAAAUCUUGUCACGAUGUACUAUGAUUUAUCUUGGAGCAAACUAGUUAAUGUCCUAAGAAGGAAAAAACCUAGCUAAUGUAACUAUAGAGAGAGUUGAAAUCUCGUAUUUAUUUCAUUCAGUACUCUCCAAUGAAAUCUUUAUAUUCAGCUUACUCCCAUUCUGCUAAUUUCGUGAUAUUGGUCUUGGUCAUUCGUUAAGUGUCUUUUACAUUUUCUUAUGAUAUUUGACUUGCUAAUCUGGUUCUUUUUUCAUACAAAGUAGCUUCAAAGAGUUUACAAACCCAGUUGUUUCAACGUUCAAGCCAAAAAACUGUCUCGUCAUCAAACACUAUAACACCUGUCUCCCUUUUUAAUUUCCAUAACUUUUUUCUGGCUUCUCUCUGUGGAGAGCAUAAGAACAUAAAAGACCUCUUUUAAGCUAUUACUGAAUAAACCUAAGGAUAACCCGACCUUCGCAAGAAAUCGAGGAUCUUCCACUAGAGAAAAAACACUCAUGGCCAAAGAAGACGAAAUGUAUAUUGCAUUCGGUUACAUUAUUUACUCACUGUCGCUGGUGCUAUCAGUGGUGGGAAAUUCCCUCGUUCUUUCUGUUUGCUACCGUUCAAUAAAGAGGCAAGGGUGUUUACUAAAAUGGUUCAUAGCCAAUCUAGCCGUCGCUGAUCUCACGUUUGCGUUGUUGUCUAUACUAGACGCGAUAGCCGAUCAUUGGAGCUGGGUUGGAGGACAGAUCACUUGUAAGCUGCAAAGUUUCUUCAUAGAAGCCUGUUAUACAUUAUCCAUAACAACCCUUUCUCUUAUAAGCUUUGAGCGACUCAAGGCUGUUGUUGAACCAUUUCGACGAAUAGCGAUUACUACGAAGAGUGUAUACAGAAAAUUGAUUAUCUCGUGGAUUGUUAGCUUGCUUGUUGCCUCACCCUUACUUUAUGCCUACCAGACACAAGCUAACGACGAAGGAACAAUUCUCUGCACCAACGACACGCUUGGAGAUUUGGGAAGACAAAUCUACUACAGUAUUCAUGCCAUUGGUUUUUUCCUGGGUCCUCUUAUCUUCAUGAUUUAUGCCCAGGCUAAAAUCUUCUCAACUCUGCGCUCUAGCGCAAAGGUUUCUCCCAGAAAAAAUACUUUUACAGCUAUGCGUUCCAGACAGCAUCUAAAGGUCGCCAAACCUCUAGCAGCUCUUACAUUAGCGUUUGCAGCUUGCUGGUCGCCCUUUUUCUUUGUUCGAGCGUUGAGAUACUUUCACGUAACAAACGACGAGUACAUGUGGAGAGCAACGCAAUUUUUGAUAUUUUUGAACACGUUAUUAGAUCCAAUAAUUUAUGGUAUCUACAGAGAGCGCGAGAAUGUUAAAGCAGUUUUCAAACUCUUAUUCUCCUGUGCAAAUAUUUAG